CGCCACGGGUAAUGGUUUGCGCCAAUUAUAAGAAGAGGUAAAAAGGCAAGUUUUCCAAGGAAAUUUCGGAUAUUACCUAAGCUUUCAGUUGGAUCAUAACGUGUUACUUAGUCUCUCCAACAAGACAAAAUGAGCGGUUUAUCUGAAGGUGAAAUUGAAGAUGCCCGUGAGGUGUUCGACCUCUUCGAUUUCUGGGAUGGUCGUGACGGUGAGGUAGAUGCCUUCAAAUUAGGAGAUCUCCUCAGAUGUUUGGGACACAACCCAACCAACGCUAUUGUAUCAAAGCACGGCGGUACCGAAAAGAUGGGAGAGAAAUCAUACAAAUUUGAAGAGUUCAUUCCAUUGUACAAAGAAUUGAUGAAUGAGAAGGAUACAGGAACUUUCGCUGACUUCAUGGAAGCUUUCAAGACCUUCGACAGAGAAGGCCAGGGUUUCAUUUCCGGCGCUGAACUUAGACAUCUUCUCACAUCCCUCGGUGAGAAAUUGACCGACAUGGAAUGCGAUGAUAUCUUGAGAUAUAUUGACCUCACUGAAGAUUUGGAGGGCAACGUCAAAUAUGAAGAGUGCAUCAACAAAGUGAUGGCUGGACCCAACUAAGUAAAAAAGACAAACAAACAAAAACUUUUUAUAAAAUCUACACAUCCAAGAAAUCAUCUUUCAUUUUAGUAACAUGUCAAAAUUCCAGUGUAAAAAGGCAUUCGGGUGAUAACACCUAGACACAAUUCGUAAUUUCGUAAAAAGGCGACCCCAGAACUAGGAGCUCCUACAAUGUCAAGGACGGACUUACAUGUCACGUGACCCAACUGAAGAUAAAAAUAGUAACAUCCAGACAAUUUCUUUAAAAAUAGAAUUUUAGCCUCGUUUUGAAGAUCUGUGUAAAUUCAACUUUUGUAAAUCCGUUCUUGCAACACAAUGUUUAUAAAGGCCGCAAUUUGCCGUGUGUAAUUGUUUAUAUUUGUUGAUUUACUGUUAUUUAUUUUAACAUUUAAAACAUCUUUAACCGGUACCGGUUACAGCUGAGAGUUAUAAUCACGUGACGUGUUGUCACGUGGUGUUAUACUGAGACUGUGAUUGGUGAAUGAAUGUUGAUCGAGAAAAGAAACGAGGAAAACAUCAAAAUAUGGGUAUCCCUUAAAAAUCCUCGGUGUGCAAUAUAGCAGUGAUUAAAAAUUUAUUUAAUAAUAUAUUUUCCCAAACUAAGAA
Messenger RNA from Ruditapes philippinarum (Manila clam), 1203 nucleotides. Its product is annotated as myosin, essential light chain, adductor muscle-like. The transcript is spliced from 6 exons. Gene Ontology annotation, cellular component: muscle myosin complex. The coding region runs from base 130 to 597 and encodes 155 amino acids. Lineage: Eukaryota; Metazoa; Mollusca; Bivalvia; Venerida; Veneridae. The record is from RefSeq and is a predicted model, not a curated record. Gene Ontology annotation, molecular function: calcium ion binding.